Messenger RNA from Ciona intestinalis (vase tunicate), 345 nucleotides. The record is from RefSeq and is a predicted model, not a curated record. NCBI's taxonomy places the organism in Eukaryota, Metazoa, Chordata, Ascidiacea, Phlebobranchia, Cionidae.
AUGGCCAAAGCUGACGAUAAGGAAGCGAAAGAUGCCGCCUUAGCCACGCUGAAAGAAGGGCUGGAGUACUUGGCCACAUUCUUGAAAAAGAAUGGAACAGCUUUCAUCUGUGGGUCGCAACCAGGAUUGACCGAUUACUUUCUUUAUCCGCACCUGGAACGCAUCAACGCUAUUGUCCCUGUAGAUUUAAAACAAAUACCAAAAGUGAAAACGUACUUUGAUCAAAUGCAAGAAGACAAAGCUGUGAAAUCGUGUCGUUUCUCGGACGAACUGCACCGCGAGUACGGCCGGAAAGCUCUGGCAGGAGACAUCGGAGCUUACGAUAUUGGGCCUGUAGUUCAGUAG